UUGGACAUUUGGUAACCAUAAUAAAUUGCAGUUGUGCAGUUGAGUUCGUCCAUUCCGAAAUUGUGAGAGCCAAAGCUGAGUAUUAUUCUCUCCUACCCUGAUCCUUUGCUCUCAUAGCUUCUUUUUGUGUCAAAACUCAAGAGUGAUGGCUGAGAAUUCAGGAACCAAUGGCAACGAUGCUGUUGCUUUGAAUGUUAAUCAUGAAACUCCAACCUAUGCCUUCAAACCCAGCCGUGAAUCUGGCUUCCGUGUCUCUAUACCUUUCAUGCAGAAGUUGAUUGCAGAGGCGGUGGGUACAUACUUCUUGAUAUUUGUGGGCUGUGCUGCGGUGGUGGUGAAUUUGGACAAGGACAAGGUUGUGACUAUGCCAGGAAUUGCAAUAGUUUGGGGACUGGCCGUGACGGUUCUGAUUUACUCUGUUGGCCACAUCUCUGGUGCUCAUUUUAACCCAGCAGUCACUAUUGCUUUUGCCACUUGCAAAAGAUUUCCAGCCAAGCAGGUGCCUGCUUAUAUAGCAGCUCAAGUCCUUGGAUCAACACUUGCAAGUGGAACUCUUAGGUUGCUCUUCCAAGGGCAGCAUAACCACUUUGCAGGAACACUGCCGGCUGGGUCAAACAUGCAGUCUUUUGUGAUUGAGUUCAUAAUCACAUUCUUCCUCAUGUUUGUCAUAUCCGGUGUUGCCACUGAUAACAGAGCUAUUGGAGAGCUUGCUGGCCUUGCUGUUGGGUCAACGAUCCUACUUAACGUCAUGUUUUCAGGGCCAAUUACAGGAGCAUCAAUGAAUCCAGCAAGAAGCUUAGGGCCUGCAAUUGUACACAGUGAAUACAGGGGGAUAUGGAUAUACAUGGUAGCACCCAUUCUUGGGGCUAUCUCCGGUGCGUGGGUCUAUAAUGUCAUCAGGUACACCGACAAGCCAGUGCGAGAGAUCACCACAAGUGGCUCUUUCCUAAAGGAGUCAAAAAACAACAACACCAUCUGAUUUCAAAAGUCUAUCUUUAUCACUACUACGUAGCAUAUGUAUUAUUAGGCUUAAAAGUAUAGGGAGGAACUUACAUGUUUGUCUAUUCUCAAAAGUAAUCCCUUUAGGGAUAUAACUAUAGCGAAAAGUCAGCUUUUCUUUUUUGCUUUC
This is a messenger RNA of Quercus robur (English oak), 1129 nucleotides long. Its product is annotated as aquaporin NIP1-2-like. The record is from RefSeq and is a predicted model, not a curated record. Gene Ontology annotation, biological process: transmembrane transport. The coding region runs from base 146 to 979 and encodes 277 amino acids. Gene Ontology annotation, molecular function: channel activity. Gene Ontology annotation, cellular component: membrane. The transcript is spliced from 5 exons. Lineage: Eukaryota; Viridiplantae; Streptophyta; Magnoliopsida; Fagales; Fagaceae.